CCUCCCCCGGCGCCGAGGGGAUGCGGGCCGCCCUCGCGACUUAGUGCAGCUCUCGGCCACCGAGCGGACGAGCCAUGGCGGAGGCUCCCGACUGGUGCUCCCUGGCCUCGCCGGCUUCCGUCUGCCACAUCACGCACCUGCACCUACGCUGCGCCGUCGACUUCACCCGGCGGGCGCUGCGGGCCACGGCCCAGCUCACCGUGCGCUCCCAGGAGGACAACCUGCGCAGCCUGAUUUUGGAUACAAAGGAUCUUAAAAUAGAAAAAGUCGUGAUUAAUGGGCAAGAAGUUCCAUUCACUCUUGGUGAAAGACAGAGCUUCAGAGGAUCCCCGCUGGAAAUCUCUCUUCCCGUGGCACUGAGCACGAAGCAAGAAGUGAUAGUGGAGAUUUCCUACGAGACGUCCCCCCAGUCUUCAGCUCUGCAGUGGCUCACUCCUGAGCAGACGUCUGGGAAGAAACACCCCUAUCUUUUCAGCCAGUGCCAGGCCAUCCACUGCCGAGCCAUUCUUCCCUGCCAGGACACUCCCUCGGUGAAGCUGACCUACAGUGCGGAGGUGUCAGUCCCCAAUGAACUGGUGGCUCUUAUGAGUGCUGUCCGUGAUGGAGAAGACCCUGAUCCUGCAGACUCCAGUAGGAAAAUCUAUAAAUUCAUACAAAAAGUCCCAAUACCGUGCUAUCUGAUCGCUCUCGUCGUCGGGGCCUUAGAAAGCAGAAAGAUUGGCCCGAGAACCUUGGUGUGGUCUGAGAAAGAACAGGUGGAAAAGUCGGCUUUGGAGUUUUCUGAGACUGAACGGAUGUUGAAAAUUGCCGAAGAUCUGGGAGGACCUUACGUGUGGGGACAGUAUGACCUGCUGGUCUUACCACCUUCCUUCCCUUACGGUGGCAUGGAAAAUCCUUGCCUGACUUUUGUGACACCCACUCUGUUGGCAGGUGACAAGUCACUCUCCAACGUGAUUGCCCACGAGAUCUCUCACAGCUGGACAGGAAACCUGGUGACGAACAAAACCUGGGACCACUUUUGGUUAAAUGAAGGCCAUACCGUGUACCUGGAGCGCCAUAUUUGUGGCCGGUUAUUUGGCGAAAAGUUUAGGCAUUUCCACGCUUUGGGAGGAUGGGGAGAAUUAAAGAACUCGAUCAAGACUUUUGGAGACACCCAUGCCUUCACCAAACUGGUGGUGAGCCUGAAGGAUGUGGACCCUGACGAGGUGUAUUCCUCUGUCCCCUACGAGAAGGGCUUUGCUCUGCUCUUUUAUCUUGAGCAGCUUCUGGGGGGACCAGAGGUUUUCCUGGCGUUCUUAAAAGCCUAUAUUAAGGAAUUCUCCUACAAGAGCAUAACCACUGAUGACUGGAAGGCCUUCCUGUAUUCCCACUUCAAAGACAAGGUGGAUGUUCUUAACCAAGUUGACUGGAACGCCUGGUUCUUCUCUCCCGGCCUGCCACCGGUAAAACCAAAGUAUGAUAUGACUCUAACAGAGGCUUGUCUUCACUUGAGUCAACGGUGGAUCACAGCCAAAGAAGAUGAUUUGGGCACAUUCUGUUCCACAGACAUAAAGGAUAUGUCUUCUCAUCAACUGAUUGAGUUUCUAGCAUUGAUGCUAGCAGCGGCACCGAUUCCAGUGUCACACAUACAGCGAAUGCAGGAGGUCUACAACUUCAAUGCUAUUAAGAACUCUGAGAUACGGUUCAGAUGGCUGCGCCUUUGCAUCCAGUCCAAGUGGGAAGACGCCAUACCCCUGGCUCUAGAAAUGGCCACAGGACAAGGAAGACUGAAGUUUACCCGCCCCCUGUUCAAGGAUCUUGCUGCCUUUGAUAAAUCCCGGGGUCUGACUCUCACUACCUACCAGCAACACAAAGCUAGUAUGCAUCCUGUGACUGCCAUGCUGGUGGGGAAGGAUCUGAAAGUGGACUGAGGACCUCAGCCGCCCACCCACCAUCCAGUUUCAUAGUGAAUGACAGAAACGUCUUCUGUGAAUCGCUCUGUAAUCACACAUUCCCCUUACUCUCAGAUUUGUAUUCUGUUGUAUCAGUGCUUUUUGCCAAAAUAAAACUGAGCUGAGAUUUUUAAA
This is a messenger RNA of Dromiciops gliroides (monito del monte), 2066 nucleotides long. It is a transcript of the gene LTA4H, whose product is annotated as leukotriene A4 hydrolase. Gene Ontology annotation, molecular function: epoxide hydrolase activity; zinc ion binding; leukotriene-A4 hydrolase activity. The record is from RefSeq and is a predicted model, not a curated record. Bases 75 to 1910 code for a protein of 611 amino acids. The transcript has 19 exons. Gene Ontology annotation, cellular component: cytosol; nucleus. Gene Ontology annotation, biological process: peptide catabolic process; proteolysis; leukotriene biosynthetic process. Lineage: Eukaryota; Metazoa; Chordata; Mammalia; Microbiotheria; Microbiotheriidae.